Armigeres subalbatus is the source of this 990-nucleotide messenger RNA. Its product is annotated as Golgi-associated plant pathogenesis-related protein 1-like. Lineage: Eukaryota; Metazoa; Arthropoda; Insecta; Diptera; Culicidae. Bases 211 to 855 code for a protein of 214 amino acids. The record is from RefSeq and is a predicted model, not a curated record. Gene Ontology annotation, cellular component: extracellular region. The transcript is spliced from 4 exons.
AGUACGUCUACAGUCUGUUUUCGUUCGACACUCGACAAAUACUCACUUAUCGUGGUCGUGGUUCAUUCGAAAUUUGCGCGUUCCAUCUAUCAGUCACGUCCGAACAGCUCGCAUGUUUAUUGCAACUUGCCGGUCACAUUGUAGCGUUGAUUAAUUUAAUAGAGUCAAUAACAACACUGCCCUUCGGUGACAGACAAAGUAGAAUCAGUUAUGUCGUACACGAGAAAAGUGACCUACAUUAAGAGUUCGGGAUGCACCUCAGGCGUGCAGCGGACUGUUACCGUUACGCAGCAAUCCUGCAAUGGUUCCGAAUGGGUCCAAGUCCCUCAGCAGCCGCAACCAACAACGGUGGUAUAUCGAACUGUCCAGCCGAUAACGACGACGCCGGAAGUUAGUCACAGCAGAAGUGGUGGCAGUGCCUCGCCCUUCGAUGCUGCCGUUUUGGAAGAACACAAUCGAUUACGUGCGAAGCAUUCGGCUGCACCACUAACGCUUGAUCCGGCCAUAAGCCAGUACGCGCAGCAAUGGGCCAAUAAUAUUGCCAGCCGUAAUGUGAUGCAACAUCGAUCUAACAACAGCUAUGGCGAAAACCUUUACGCAAGCUUCGGAAGGACGAAUAUCACUGGCGAAGAGGUGGUCCACAGUUGGUAUAACGAAAUCAAGGACUAUCGCUUUGGGCAGCCCAAUCCGGGCAAUUUUGGUCAAGUGGGACACUUCACCCAAGUGGUGUGGAAGAACUCGAAACGGUUGGGAGUCGGUAUUGCUAAAACUGGAAACAAUGUCUAUGUAGUCUGCAAUUAUGAUCCACCAGGGAACUAUGGAGGACAGUAUGCUGCCAAUGUUACUCGAUCUUAGAUGUACAUGUUAAGUGUUUUUUUAAAAUAAGUAUUUUUAUUUAUAUUGGAUUGUAUGUCACGUUUUAUAUUCAUUUAUCAUAGUGGAACUGUUCUUUUUCCCAUCUCAUCGCAAAACAAAGAAGUACAACACCAA